Molecule: messenger RNA, 471 nt
Organism: Clonostachys byssicola
Lineage: Eukaryota; Fungi; Ascomycota; Sordariomycetes; Hypocreales; Bionectriaceae
Source: the annotation of a GenBank genome assembly
AUGGCUCAGGUCAUCUACGCGCCAUCGGCCGACAAGCCCCGCGGGGUCAAGUCGGUCUUCCUGGCCGGCACGACGAGCAAGGUCGACGAGGGCGACUGGCGCGAGACGCUCGCCGCCUCUCUCUCAGACGUGCCCGUGACCCUCUUCAACCCGUACCGGGCCGACUGGGACGGCUCGUGGCGCGAGGACGUCGACUUCGCGCCGUACCGCGGGCAGGUCGAGUGGGAGCUCGCGCGGCAGGACGAGGCGGACCUGGUGGUCGUGUAUUUUCAUCCGGCGACGCAGGCGCCCAUCAGCCUGCUUGAGCUGGGGCUGUCGGCACGUGUGCCGGGCAAGGUUGUUGUUUGCUGUCCUGAGGGGUACUGGAAGAGGGGGAAUGUGCUGAUUGUGUGUGAGAAGUUUGGGAUUGAGACGGUGGAGAGUGUGGAGGGGCUGAGGGAGGCGAUCGUGAAGAGGGUGUCUGCUUCGUGA